GCCCUGAAUCCUCUUCUCUCGCCACUGUUCCCAAAAAAAAAAAAAACACUCUUCUCUCGCCCGCGUAUACAUUCUGCAUAAAAUUUCCUCGUCACCGCUGUGUUUCGUGCAACUCUCUCUCUUUAGAUUUUAUUUUAUUUUAUUUUAUUUUAUUUCACUAGACUCUUUCGUCUGUGUGUGUUCUUCGGAUACGGAUAUAUCCCAUCCCUGUUUCGUAAAAUUGGAGUUAGUUGACGCAGAAAGAAAGUUGAGUUUUAUGGCGGCGUAUUCCGAAGAGCGAAGAGACGAAUCGGGCAAGGAAAUGCUACAUAAAACCAAGGUGAUACAAUUCUUAGGACGCACCACGCCAAUCAUCCUUCAGAACGACAAUGGCCCCUGCCCUCUCCUCGCUAUAUGUAAUGUUCUCCUAUUAAAGAACAACUUGAGUUUAAGUCCAGACAUUACAGAGGUGUCGCAGGAGAAGUUGCUCUCACUUGUUGCGGAGCGGCUAAUAGAUUCGAACAGUAAUGUGAAUAGCAAAGAUGCUGAGUACGCUCAAAACCAACAGCAGAACAUCGCUGAUGCAAUUGAUUUGCUUCCUCGCCUUGCUACUGGAAUUGACGUAAACAUAAAAUUUUUGAGGAUUCAUGAUUUUGAGUUUACUCCUGAGUGUGCCAUAUUUGAUCUUUUGGAUAUUCCACUAUAUCAUGGUUGGAUAGUUGAUCCCCAGGACUAUGAUACUGCAAACGCAAUUGGAUCGAAGUCCUACAAUACUCUCAUGGGGGAGCUUGUUGCCCUUGAAACAAAUUUGGAGGGUGAACAGAAAAAGAAUUCUGAGGGAGAUGUCAUUGAUUUUGCUGCUGCAACAACUGCUACUCUACGAGUUCCGUCUCCUUGCCUUUCAAGAGGUAGAUCUUUUGAUGACUCUCCUCAUGCUGUAUCUAAUCAUGAUAAAGAAAGAAAAGGAGAUAUGGAGGAAGAAGCAGAGCUGCUUAGAGUCUUGAAAUUGUCCGGGGCUGAAUUGUGCAUUGAUGUACAAAAUAUGUCGUUAAUUUCAAAUGAAAUUGCAUAUCUGAAGAAGUCUGAACUUGAAGUUCUUGAAGAAACAUUAGAAGGGGACAGAAGAGACAAUAAAAGUUUGCAGAAUUUUUCAUCAUCCCACGACUGCAGUGCCUUGAGUAAUUGCAGUAAUGAGGUGAUAGCUCAUGAAGCAGUUCCAGAGGAAGCUGCUUGUUCGAAAACUCAUAACCACACUGAUCAAUCAACUUCUGAAGAAACUGGAAAGUUUGUGAAAUGUAAAGAUGUAGUUGAUGAAUGCAGUUUUGAUAUAUCGGUCCAGAAUGAGAUUUCGCUGUCUGAUUCUUUUGCACGAGAUCCUUCGUCGGCAUGUGGAAACAAAAUGCAUGAAUCUAGAACUACGGAAUAUGAAGUUGAGAAGCAGUUGACUUCCUCAUCUGAUAUGCAUGAGCCAGAAAAUAAUAAACAUGGUGGUGACAUGGCAGAAAUUUCUAAACCUGGUGCAUAUUUAGAUUCUUCCAAUGGUAGAAGGCAACAUAUAGAUGUACCUGAUCCUUUUACCUCGAGUGCUGAUGGCAGUGAGCCUAUUUAUGAAGGAGAGGAAUGUAUAUUGGAAUCAGGAACAUCACUUAUUGAAGACCGAGAGCCUGUGUAUGAAGGCGAGGUGGUUCUUGCAGAACAAGUGGACAAAAGUGCUGGAGAUGGUGGUGAUGCAAGUUGCAAGGAUGAAAUUUCUCCAAGACAAGGGGAACUGAUCAGGAACUUUCUGAAAAACAAUGCCAGUCAGCUGACCAUUUAUGGCCUGUUUUCCUUACAAGAUGGUCUGAAAGAGCGUGAACUUUGUGUCUUUUUCCGCAAUAAUCACUUCAGCACCAUGUUUAAGUUUGAUGGUGAAUUGUAUAUUUUGGCUACUGACCAAGGUUACUUAAAUCAGCCUGAUUUGGUAUGGGAAAAGUUAAAUGAGGUCAACGGGGAUACAUUGUUUAUGACUGGUGAUUUUAAAGAAUUCAAGGUAGAAAGUCAUGCCAACACAACGUGGGAUCCGCAAAAUGCCAUGGCCAGUACUGCUGACUAUCUUGCCAGCAUUGACAUUUCCGCAAAUGAGAAUUCAAGUUUCAAUUCUGACCUGCAAUUGGCAAUUGCUCUUCAGCAACAAGAGUUUGAACAACAGCCACCACGUAAUGUGCAGCAACCAACCGUUACUGGCAGUUCAAGGCUGGUCACGGGACCCGAGGUGCCAAGUGGCAGGGGAAGGGGCUCGUCGUUGUCCUCCAGGCAGGAAUCAAAGUCAUCAAGAGAGAAGUGUAUUGUUAUGUAAAAUUUUGCAAGUAGGUGGCAUGUAUUGGAAGGUGGUACUGUAAAUGUUGUUGAUUUGUCGUAAUCGCUUUACCUCCUGUGCUGACCCAUUCUCCGCACUAAAGGUCAAUAUGGAUACAACUGUUUUCAAUCUGUAAAUGUAGUGUACGCUACAACAUCGUAGGCUCUGCAAUGUCAUGAAUUUACUCAAA
This is a messenger RNA of Rhododendron vialii, 2504 nucleotides long. RefSeq lists its product as uncharacterized. Gene Ontology annotation, molecular function: cysteine-type carboxypeptidase activity; cysteine-type deubiquitinase activity; K48-linked deubiquitinase activity. The record is from RefSeq and is a predicted model, not a curated record. The transcript is spliced from 12 exons. Gene Ontology annotation, cellular component: cytosol; cell periphery. Gene Ontology annotation, biological process: protein K48-linked deubiquitination. NCBI's taxonomy places the organism in Eukaryota, Viridiplantae, Streptophyta, Magnoliopsida, Ericales, Ericaceae. Bases 257 to 2314 code for a protein of 685 amino acids.